Molecule: messenger RNA, 1308 nt
Organism: Scylla paramamosain (green mud crab)
Lineage: Eukaryota; Metazoa; Arthropoda; Malacostraca; Decapoda; Portunidae
Exons: 4
Coding region: 1-1308 (435 amino acids)
Source: RefSeq, a predicted model, not a curated record
AUGAUCCUCGACAACAGGCAAGUUCCAGACAUCGUGGUAAGCCGGGAGGACCUCAGCACACACCACCACCACAACAACAACAAUAACAAUAACAACAACAACAACAACAUCCCGCGCCAGGGCAAUGGGAACGGCAGCCCGCGUCACGUCGUGGGGGGGCAGAACGGCAAUGGCAGCCCCCGCCGCGUGUAUCCCCACCCCCACGGCAGCCCCCGCCACGCCAAUGGCCUCCCCUGGCAGCCCCACCACGCCGGCAGCCCCAGGCACGUGAGGGCCGGCAGCCUUGGCGGCGCUGGAGAGGCCCCCGGCAGCCCCUCCCACGGCGGUUACAACAACAACGGCAGCCCCAGACACAGCCCCAGGCACCUCAACAGGAACCAGGGCAGCCCCCGCCAUGUCCCCCACCAUCCUGACGGCAACGGCAACGGCAGCCCCCGCCACCACGCCAACCUGCACCAGCACCACCACAACGCCAACAACAACAGCGGCAGCCCCCGCCAUCUCCUGAGGACCAGCAGCGGGGGAGGCAGCCCGCGCCACGCCCUCACCUCAGAGCGCGCCAACCAGCGCCUCAUCCAGCGAGUAUUUAGCUUCGACUAUGGCCGUGGCAGCCCCCGACACUCAGCCAGCCUGGAGGACCCCCCGGCCCACGUCACCCAGGAGCAGCACCACCGGCGUCGCCAACAGACCAACUCUCUGGACCGGAACCCCGAGGACCUCCGCACGGCCAGCCCCAGGAAGAGCCAGGGCAGGCGGGGCAGGCAGGGGCCGCCCCACGCCAUCCCCGUGUCUUCCCCGGCACGAAAGUUCUCGGAGCCUGACGUGAAGGCGCCCCCCUCCUCGGACUUCAAGUCUGUGGUGCGGGAGUACUCGCAGCUCAGCCCGCGGCGCGUCAACCUGCGGAACAAGAACCAUGGCCUCUUCAAAGGCCUGGCGGACACGGGCGGCAGGUGGCACUCGGCGGAGGCCCACAAGUGGCACCUGGAGGACGAAGCCAAGUGGGGCGGCGAGGACGGAAGACUGAACACGCAUUCCUCCAAGUGGAAUGGACGGAACAGAAACCUGACGGAGGACGGGGAGGAGGAGGACGAGGACGAGGACGAGGACACGGAGUGGAGUGGCGAGCGGGGAAACUGGAACAUAGAGUGCGACAAGAGUGAAGAGGAGAACGACCAGCACCUGCAGCAGGGCCUCAGACGGGACGCGCAGCCCUCGGCGAGUCAUCUCCUCCAAGACAAGCAGCCUGGAGAGUGUGGCGGAGGGGCGAAGAAGCCGAGGACUCAGCCCCAACCCUACCUCAAGCCCUAG